Corylus avellana is the source of this 2253-nucleotide messenger RNA. RefSeq lists its product as uncharacterized. Lineage: Eukaryota; Viridiplantae; Streptophyta; Magnoliopsida; Fagales; Betulaceae. The record is from RefSeq and is a predicted model, not a curated record. Gene Ontology annotation, molecular function: protein binding.
AUCUGACGAGAACCAACUUGGAAAAAAGAUAAGAGUUUGAUAAAUGUUGGUUUUUGAAGAUUUCCUUCAAAUUUGGGCGAAAUCCAAGUAAUGGAAAGCUUGAGGAUGCUUUUAGAAGCGCUCUGCUAUUAUCGAGUAUUUUGAGAGAAGAAUGGGCAGUGCUGCUAAAUUGAGAAACUCUCUUGCUUUCCUACUGAAUCACUAUUAUCAUGUAAGGCUUUCAUUUCAUGCUCAGAACUAUUCUUCUUGUUGUUCCGGAGAGAAUGUGGAAACCCCAAUUCAGUUCUUGGCUUCUGUGAGAGCUCAAUGCAAAUCCGGAAGCUUAAGGAGUCUCGAUGAUGCAUUGGGGUUCUUUCGUCGAAUGGUUCGCAUGCACCCUUUGCCUACCAUUGUCGAUUUCACACAAUUGCUGUGUGCGAUUGCGAGAAUGAAGCAUUACUCCACAGUUAUUACUCUGAUUAAAGAAAUGGAACUUCUGGGAAUUUCCCAUGAUGUUUAUACUCUUAGUAUUUUGAUUAAUUCCUUCUGCCAUUUACACCGGGUGGAUUUUGGGUUCUCUGUCUUGGCAAGAAUUUUGAAACUUGGUCAUCAACCGGACUGUAACAUUCUAACCACUCUUGUCAAGGGGCUCUGUCUUCUGGGUGAAAUCAAUCAAGCUAUGUGUUUGGUUGAUGAGAUUGACAAGAAUGGGCAUAGCCCUGAUAUAUUUACCUUCAGCAUAUUGGUGGACGCACUUUGCAAACAGGGGAUGCUGACAGAGGCCGAAAAGGUUUUUGGUGUGAUGAUUCGGAGAGGUAUAGAGCCUAACCCAGUUACGUAUAAUUCAUUGAUUGAUGGUUACUGUUCGCAAAACAGAAUUUAUGAGGCAGUCAAAGCAUUUCAUAUUAUGGUUGAGGACGGUUGGUUGCCUUGUGUUGUUAGCUAUGGCAUAUUGAUCAAUGGAUAUUGUAAAAGUAGAAGAAUUGAUGAGGCAAUGAGUCUCAUUCAUGAAAUGUCUAACAAGGGAAUGAAUCUCGAUGUUGUAAGUUACAACACUCUUAUAGGUGGGCUUUGUCGAGUGGGGAGACCCCAGGCUGCACAAGAGCUACUGCAUAAGAUGCAAGCUUGGGGCAACCGUCCAAAUCUCCGAACUUAUGCUGUUUUGUUAGAUGGUCUGUUUAAGAAUGAAAAUUUUUCCAAAGCAAUGGCAUUGUUUCAAGAGAUGGAAGACUACAAGCUUUGCCUUGAUAUUGUGAUUUACAACAUCUUUAUUGGCGGUAUGUGUAAUGCCGGGAAAAUUAUGACUGCUAGAGAACUCUUUUAUAGUCUUCCUUCCAAAGGUUUGCAACCUAAUAUUCGGACUUACACUAUAAUGAUCAAAGGGCUUUGCAAAGAGGGACUACUAGAUGAAGCAAGUGAGCUGCUUGAAAAAAUGGACGGAAAUGGUUGCUCACCUGAUGCUUUCACAUAUGAGACAAUCAUUCGAGGAACACUGCAGCAUAAUGAGACAUCCAGGGCUGUAAAAUACCUCCAAAUAAUGGUUGCGAAGGGGUUUUCUGUAAAUAUGACCAAUGCAAUGUUGGUUGACUUGUUGUCAGCUAUUCAAACGGAUAGAACAAUUCAAGAAUAGGUUUAGAAGUUUCUGUGAGGGCUUUCUACUUUUUCAACAUCAAAAAGUACUUUCACACUUUGACCCAUCACUACUCAACCCUAAAGGAAAACUUUAUCAAACAAUUUUGAAAAAGUGAUGGCCAUGAUGCUGGAAGCAUGAUCAAUUACACCACAAGAACCUUACUUCCAGGGGAUAUCUGGCACUUAUUUUCAGUGGUGAUCAUGAUAUGUGUUUUCCAUACACUGGGAGUGAAGAUGGAUGAGAUCAGUUGCAUAGAAGAUUGGGGAUGAAUGGAGGCCUUGAACUUCAAAUGGAAAUGUUGCUGGGUAUACACAAGUGUAUGAUAACAAUCUGACCCUUUUAACCAUAAAGGUCAGAUCUUCUGAUUAUUGAAACUUCCAUUGGAAUUGCACCUUAAUUUGAAUUAUUCAAUUUUUUGUGUGGCAUUGGCUGGAAAACCAAUAUGAGAGAAAUAUGCAAUUUUUUUUUUUUUAAUUUAAUUUACUUUUAUGAGCAAGAAAUAUGUAAAUUAUAGUUGAGUGCUUGCAGCACAUAAGUUUCAUGUGUGGGAGAGACGCAGAUGAGAGAGGAGUCUUUCUAUUCUGAUUCUUUUUUCCCCUUCAAUAUAUCAUAGAAAAUUUAUUCUGAUAAAUUUUGAUUGA